Messenger RNA from Papilio machaon (common yellow swallowtail), 2398 nucleotides. RefSeq lists its product as uncharacterized. Lineage: Eukaryota; Metazoa; Arthropoda; Insecta; Lepidoptera; Papilionidae. The transcript is spliced from 13 exons. Gene Ontology annotation, cellular component: SCF ubiquitin ligase complex. The coding region runs from base 166 to 2298 and encodes 710 amino acids. Gene Ontology annotation, molecular function: protein binding; RNA binding. Gene Ontology annotation, biological process: SCF-dependent proteasomal ubiquitin-dependent protein catabolic process. The record is from RefSeq and is a predicted model, not a curated record.
AGUACGACCGUUGUAUGUUGAUUGCAUUUGCUAAAUAUCAAUUUUAUGUUAAGAAUUUUCUUGAAAUUUUCUGUGUUUCAUUUCUUCGAAUGUAAUGCUGUCAUGUACUGCCAUUAGAAGUAAUUAAUAUUUGGUGUAUCAAUUGCUGCUUAUUUUUUUGUCGCAAUGUACUUCGACGUUGAUGAUGAUGGGGUCGACCAUGAAUUUUUGCACGUCGUUAGUCGAGAGCUCUUCGCCUUCAGUUCGAAUUUUGAAGGGGCGUAUGGCAUACGAAGUGUACCAACACAUACAGAGGAUGGUAUACCUAUCAGGAAAAUUUAUGUCACCAACUUACCACCUGAAACUACGCGAACUGAACUUUUUGGUGUAUUUGCACAAUAUGGUUUUAUAAAGAGCUGUUGGCUAAGAAUGGGUGAUAAAGGACCAAAUAGAACGCCGACACCUACUUAUGCUUUUGUCACUUUUAGUAACCCAGCAGAUGCACACAAAGCCCUACAAGCACCAUAUCAUGAAAAGACACUCCGAGGUCGUAGUUUGAGAAUUUCGCCCGCUGACAGUUGGCAUCAACCGGCAGAAGAUGCUGAUGGUCGAGUGCAGUGGCGGCCAAACGGCCAGAGAGGUGAAGAAAUACCACCACCUGUACCAGCGGUGGAACAAGUAGAGCAGCAAGACAUAGAAAAUCCUGCACCAGUUGUAGAUACAAAUGCAGAAGUGAAAAAUGAUGAAAUCAAUAUACCAAUUGUGGAUGAUGUCGAAGAGGUUGUGGAAGAUAAUAAUAUUAUGGAAGGUUACGGAAUACUAGAUGUACUCAAUCCGGAUUGUUUGUCGCACAUCAUGAGCUAUAUCCCACUAAGAGAUCUCAUUCGCUCUGAGAGAGUCAGCAAGAGAUGGCAAAUGGUAGUCCAGGAAUACAUUGUUGGUAUCCGCGUGUAUAAAACCUCAUGGUGGCAACAUAUACCUGUUACUUUAACCACUGCUGUAUUGCGACGUGUGCUUCAGAGAGUGGGCGGUUCGCUAGUGCGAUUGCACAUUGAUCACAACUGGUCCGCUCUGAAUGACCGCACUGCGCACAUUGUCGGCAAAUUCUGUCCCAAUCUCGAAGAACUAAAGGUUGUUGGAAUGCAUACGAAAAAUUGGAACCCAUUAGUUUAUGGAUGUAAAAAUUUGAAGAGGCUUAUUUUUGUUUCAUGCAAUAAGCUUACUGAUUCGAGUCUCGUACAGAUAGUGAAAAGUGAUUCCCCAAUAGAACAUUUGACUGUUGCGAAUAACACCCAUGUAACGGGAUUAUUUCUCAACGGUUCAAAUAUACGUAAAUUGAAUACUCUAUCGUUUUAUAACUGCUGUAGUCUCCAAGGUGCCGUUAUCACUGCAGCAAUUGAUUCAAUGCCUAACCUUACUACACUUAAAUUAGAUGUUUGUCCCGUCACUAUGUUGAAGAUUGUACCGUUAAUAUUAAAGAAACUACCCAGAUUGGAAGAAUUAUCACUAAGUGAAUACACAUCGGGGGAUGUUUAUGUAAAACCUUAUGAUAACGAUUCGUUCUGUGAAGCUCUUGAUAAUUUAAAGGAGUUGAAGAUUUUGAAUUUGACCAGAAAUGUCUAUAUGACGAAUUCUGUUCUGAAGCAAGUUGCUCGCUCCUGCCUCAAGCUGACGGCUCUUUAUGUUUCAAGUUGUAACUCACAGAAACAUAUCCACCAUAUUAGUGGUUACCCCGUGAAGGGUGUGGGCGACGAGGGUCUAUCCGCAGUGUUCAAGUCAUGCAAGCGGCUGCGGCACAUCGACGUGUCAUACUUAGCACUGCUGAGUGACACGGGGCUCGCACUCGCUGCCACACUGCCCGCGUUGACUACGCUCAUAGCACGCGGUAACCCCGCGUUAUCCGCCCAGCCUUUCUCCCAGUGCCUCGCACAGUGUCAUCUUCUAGAGGAAAUAGACGCAUGUGGCUGUGAUGGUGUGUCAGAACAAGUUGUGGAAGCAGCAGUCAAGGCAUUGGAGACAAGGCCGAGGUCUAUCAUGCUCAGGCUUGCCAGCACACCUGCUGCUCAAGUCGGGGAGUUGCCGACCCACCGUCUGCUGGCUGUGAACGUGGACGAGGACCGCAGCAACCCGCACCUCAGACCGGACUUUGUUGAUCGCAUCUUCGAUGACAGCUCCGAUGACUCUUUUGAUGAUCUGUACGAGCCUGAAGACCUCGAUGAUUUCCUUGGAGAUGACCCUUACAUGGAUAAUUACGAUCUGGAGGACUAUGCAAAUAUGGUAGAUAUGGGAAUACAUGUUCCCAACCUACUGCUGUUGUGAAAACCACCUUGACCUCAGCGUCUCGUCCCACAAUGACAGCGCUCGUGCAUUUUAUUACUAAUAGCUCUAAUUGUUUUUUUUUUCAAACUACCAACAGUGA